Molecule: messenger RNA, 696 nt
Organism: Penicillium chermesinum
Lineage: Eukaryota; Fungi; Ascomycota; Eurotiomycetes; Eurotiales; Aspergillaceae
Product: chromo domain-containing protein
Exons: 7
Coding region: 1-696 (231 amino acids)
Biological process (GO): negative regulation of transcription by RNA polymerase II; chromatin organization
Cellular component (GO): nucleus; pericentric heterochromatin
Molecular function (GO): chromatin binding
Source: RefSeq, a predicted model, not a curated record
AUGCCUCCUCCGGUGGAGGACAACUCAGAUGGAGAUGGUGAUAUUCCUUUCGCCGACGCGAAGUCAGAACAAGUUGAUUCCCCAAUACGGAAGCUUGAGGAUGAUGAUGAGGAAGAAGACGAUGACGAUGACGAUGAAGAUGUCUACGUUGUCGAGGAAAUAAAGGACCAUUCAUAUCAGAAAAAGGGCAAGUCGACUCAGCUAUACUUGAAAGUUAAGUGGAAGGGCUACGACGCGCCUGAAGAUAUGACUUGGGAACCGGAAGCUGGCCUUCAGGGGGCGAAGGAAAUCGUCGACAAGUACUACCGAAAGAUUGGCGGCCGACCUACCCCUGCUAUGAAGAGUAGCGGUCCUGGUCGCAAGCGCAAGUCAAUGGGGGAACCCAAGCCAACCUCUUCCGCCACCCCCGAGGCCGCACCAAAGAAGAAGCGCAAGUCGAGCACGGCGCCUUCUGCCGAGACUCCCGCCGAGACCGAUGAAAGCGACAACGAGGACAACUGGGUUCCCCGCGGCAACAAGUGGGACGACCAGGUCAAAUCAGUUGACACCAUUGUUCGCGAUCCAGAAAACCAUGAGCUUUAUGCCUUGUUGAUUUUCACCAAUGGUAAGAAGUCGAAGGUUCUGGUGGAGACAUGUUAUCACAAGUGCCCUUACAAAAUUUGCAAGUUCUACGAGUCUCAUCUGGUUUUCAAAUAG